AAAUGGAGAAAACACUCCCCAAAACUUUAGACGACUUCCAUACCAAGGAGUACUGGAAUGAGUUCUACAAGCAAUCAGACAUCAUCAAGCAGAAAGGAUUUGAAUGGUAUGCCAAUUACGAUGAUGUGAAGGACCAGCUAGAUAGUAACUUUAAAACUAUCAACACUGGGAUCACCAAGGCUGAAGCACAUGUUCUCGUGCCUGGCUGUGGUGACUCCAAACUUAGUCAUCAGAUGCGCCUCGAUGGGUACGGCAAGGUCACAAGCAUAGACUUUGAAGAAGAAAUCAUUGAGAAAAUGAAGAUCGAAGUCGGCGUCCCUGGAGUAGAAGAUUACAUUACAAUGGAUGUCAAAGACAUGAAAGGAAUCGAAGAUGCUUCUAUUGAUGUCUCUUUGGAUAAAGGAACACUUGAUGCUCUUUAUACUGGUAUCGAUGAAGAAAAUGAAGCUGCUAUUGCUAAAUACUUUACUGAAUUAAUGAGAGUUACAAAGCCCAAUAACGGCCAAAUAGUGUUUAUUAGUCUGCUUCAGAGCCAUAUUCUGGAAAAAUUGAUAUCAUUCUUCCUGAAAAAUGAAGAUCAUGCUAAUAGAUAUCAUUGGAAAUCAAUCACUGAGCUAAAGUUUGAGGAAAUAUUUGUUCAAGGGAAUCCUACUGACUCCAAAGCAGAAGAAUCAGUCCAUAGAGUUGCCUACCUCAUAACUGUGAAGAGAAGUGAAUUUGACCCCAAGAAUCAGAAGAUGAGAGCAUUCAAAGAGAAUUUCGAGACUAUGAUUAACCUUAAUGGAAAUCUUGCCCCCAUUGAUAAAGCCAAGUCUGAAAUCAUGGUCACUCAGAUGGUCAACCUUCAGCAUGGACAUAUCAAGAAACUCAGCAAGGGAAGAAUCCUUGAGAUCCAUCUUGAGUCUGCUACUGAGACUACAGAUGCAGAAAAAUCAAGAUUCAAGCUGUGAAUCGUUGACAGUGAGGAUGAAGAUAUCCUUCAGAAAAAUACUUGUGCGAUCCUCAUAGUCCCACAAGGUAAAGAGACUUACCCAGUCUACUCCACAGAGUCAGGCUACAAGCGUCUCAAUGCGAGUGUGGCCCACUCUAGGCUAAUCGUGGUCCAUCUCAACAGUGGGCAAAGCUUUGAUAGCUUCGAAGCUGUGAAGAAAGAGCUUGAAGGAUCCAUCAUAAGAUUCGCCCAACAAGGAUACACUAAUGAGAUCCCUUAUAUCUCCGAAGGAGCAGACAUUGGUAAAAGAAUGAUGAUAGGCAAGAAGUAUCACAUCAUCAGAGAGGAAGACAAGUUCGAUGAUGAAGAGAUCGACACCUACGAGCACGUAGAUGAGUAUGUAAUCGAAGAUCUCCGUGCAGGAGAGGACGAAGAAGACAGGCAUAUCUUAAGAGCUGUAAAAUUUAAAACUAAACUUGGUGAAGUUCAAAGUGACAUUAUAAUCAAAAGGAAAAGAAACAGAGGUAAAAAAGAGCAUCUAUCUUCCUUCACCAAGGUCAGAUCUCCUCUCUGGAAGACAGACGAAGACGAGUUUCUUUAUAUAGAUCAUAAUCACCUUAAUAGUGAGUAUCUUGCAGCCAUGAUGGCAGGAUUGUGCACUUAUGCCCCAUCUUUUGAAGAUGAGAACAAUACUGAAAAGAAGUCUAACUUCUUAGUUCUCGGUACAGGUGCUGGUAUCUUGCCUAUGUUCAUCUACAAGACAAUGUCUCCAAUGAUAGGAAGACUCAAUACAGUCGAUAUUGAUGAAACCAUUGUCAAAAUAGGAGAAGAUUACUUUGGGUUCAAUACUGAUCUUGGAUCAAAUUUUAGAUCUCACAUUACCUCUGCUGAAGAAUACUUGGCUAAUGAAACUCUACCAGGCAAGACAAAUGUUCUCUUCGUUGAUAUCGGAAGUGGUGACACUGAAUUUAAAUACAUCCCACCUAAAUCAAUCCUUACUGAAGAUUUCUUUAAAGGAAUUCACAGAGCCCUGAAUGAAGAUCAGCAUGUAGUCCUCUUUAACACAUGUGCCUUCUCCAAGGCUGACAAGCAUGAGAUUCAUAAAUUCAUGACAUCUCAGUUCAAGCAUGUCUCCUACAUGAACUGCAGUGAAAGCUCAAAUAGGGUCUAUGCCAUGUCGAACUCACAUGCUCCUGAUCUUACCAAGACCCAUGAGAAGACGGUAAAAUAUUUCGUUAAGACAUUCUGUGACUCUAAGAACGCCGAUGGUCAUGACUGGGCAUCUAAAAUGGAUAUGAGCAAUCUCCUAAGUGAAAUGAAGGUUGACCAAGGCAACAAAGUUGAAGUAAAGAUCGAACAUGCGGAAAAGACUGAACCGGCUAAGAAGAAGAAGCCAAGAAAAAAGUAA
This is a messenger RNA of Moneuplotes crassus, 2339 nucleotides long. The record is from the annotation of a GenBank genome assembly. NCBI's taxonomy places the organism in Eukaryota, Ciliophora, Spirotrichea, Euplotida, Euplotidae.